GAACGGGGCACUCCAACCAGUGCCUGUUGUGGUUAUUUCAUGUAUCUUACGUGUGUAUGCAACACUUUGGCUAUAUGAUUUGGGACUCCAUUGAAAUAUGAACAUUUGGUUGUGUUGAUUGAGGCCCUGUGAAUUUUGCAGUGAAAUGUCAAUGACGAAACCGAUUUAUGAGAGUGUCUGCUUGGCAAAAAUGGAAUUUUUGGGGCAAUUGAAAAUACAUGUGAAACUGUUUAUUGAUGCAAGGUCCGUUUAAUCUUUAAAAAAAAAAAGAAUUGACAAUACAGAAGCCUUGAAAUUUGGCCGUUUCAUAAAGGGACCAUUGGUUGUAUCAGCCACUCAAACAUCGAUAACAAAAGAGAAACUUGUGAGGGAAAGUGUCUUGUUAAAUAUGCCUGGCAUGCAGAAUACACACCGCCGGUACGUUGAUAAUCCAAACUGAGUUGGAUAAUUCAAACUGAAGAAACAAAAAAAAGUCGGCCGAAACUGAAACUGAAAGGCCCAUUUAAUUCCAUAAAGUCUUACUGGGAGAUACACAGCGAAAACCCUGCUGAAAAAAAUAUCGGAUGUCGCAAGACCCCUCGGUACACAGGAAUACUGGUGUUACUUCUUUGCACGCUACUUGUCCUUUUGUACUCAUGUAUAAUGCAACGUCGGGACAAUAUACCAGGAGGACGAUUGCCAAUGUAAAAGGUCAUAUUAACCAAUGGGCAAUUUAAAGGUUACACGUUGAGGAGAAAACAAUGCUGAUAAAAUUGCUCGGGUGCCGUAGGUCCCUCCGGUCCGCUAGUACGUUGGCUGGGCUUAUAUGCGCCUUGCUGGUCCUUCUGUACACGUUGGAUAAGGCGACAUCCGGCCGAUAUAUCAGGAUUGCAUUUGGAGGUGUUAAAGAGACAGGGUUCUCUCGCCCAGUGGAAGAAUACGUCAGUCAUCUUUUGAAGACCGACCCAAGAACUGCAGAGUUUGUCGAUACGUCUGAAGCCGACGCUCUUUUCGACAAGGUCCGAAUUCUGUGCCUCAUCCUCACGACAGAAGCUAACCUUCAUACACGCGCACGCGCAGUGAACGCCACGUGGGCACGACGUUGCAAUAGCCACUACUUCGUUUUACAGACACGUUACGAAAAAGAUGACGUCAUCAUGACGCCGUACAACGAUACAAGGAACAACCUCAUUUACAAAGUUCGUCACGCGAUGAUCCACGCCUACACGAAUCUUAUGGGCACAUUUGAUUGGGUGUUAAAGGCCGACGACGAUACCUACGUCAUACUGGAGAACCUUCGCUUUUUGUUGAGUAAUUAUGAUAAAGACAAACCCGGUUACCUUGGUUACCAUUUCAACAUGUACGUUGAAAACCACGGGUACAUGAGUGGCGGAGCUGGCUACGUCAUGAGUGUCGCUGCUUUACGGCAAAUGGUCGAUUCUGGAUUAAACAAUUACGCAUGCGCACUGACUAAAACGUAUUUAAUAGCGGAAGUGAGCGAAGACUUUGAGAUCGGGAAGUGUUUAAAAAUAGCCGGUGUUCCGAUUUUAAGUUCUAUGGAUGUUUUGGGGCGGGAGACAUUUCACCCAUAUCCAUUUGAACAAUAUUUGUUGGACUUUCUGCCCGAAUAUUUAUACGACUGGUCGAAUACUCGACCUCAGAGGGGAUACAACUGUUGCAGUCCAUUCUCCAUAAGUUUUCAUUACAUGAAGCCCGAAACCAUGCUUAUGAUGGACCAUUUGCUGUAUCGAAUCCAUAUACACGGCCGUAAUACCGCGGGGAACCCGGCCGGAAAAUCUAUUUUUAGACUGGAACGCGUGGAAAACAUGCGCAAACCGAAGGUUGUAAUUGACAAAAUUGCGUGAGGAAAAUAUCUCUAACUAAAUUGAAUCAGUCGUCAAGAUGUCGAAUGGUGGCCUCGUAAUUUCGAGGUCAUUGGUUCGCAUUUCGGAAUUUCGUCUAGACCACUGAAAUAGUUCUGACACCAACAUAGAAUUCACUCACCUCUCCCCACCCAUAU
Molecule: messenger RNA, 1999 nt
Organism: Dreissena polymorpha
Lineage: Eukaryota; Metazoa; Mollusca; Bivalvia; Myida; Dreissenidae
Product: glycoprotein-N-acetylgalactosamine 3-beta-galactosyltransferase 1-like
Exons: 6
Coding region: 741-1844 (367 amino acids)
Cellular component (GO): membrane
Molecular function (GO): N-acetylgalactosaminide beta-1,3-galactosyltransferase activity
Source: RefSeq, a predicted model, not a curated record